Molecule: messenger RNA, 1847 nt
Organism: Macadamia integrifolia
Lineage: Eukaryota; Viridiplantae; Streptophyta; Magnoliopsida; Proteales; Proteaceae
Product: beta-glucuronosyltransferase GlcAT14B-like
Exons: 4
Coding region: 304-1590 (428 amino acids)
Cellular component (GO): membrane
Molecular function (GO): glucuronosyltransferase activity
Source: RefSeq, a predicted model, not a curated record
AGAGAGAGAGAGAGAGGACUAAUACCUAUACUUCAUUAGUUGGUAUGGCUGCCAUUGUGGACAUAUCAAGUGGACUCACAAGGCAGACUCUCCCUAUCCUCCCUGUGCUGUGUGCCUGUGUGUUCUUCUAUAAUUUUAGCUUCUGAUUUCUCAUUUAAUUCCAGAAAGCUAACAAGCGAGCACCGCCAUUGAAGAAGUUGAAGAGGGAGCGAUGAGAACAAAUCAAUUUUGACAAUGUCUGUUUCAGUUCUCUUCUCUCUCUGAGAAGGAAGGAAGGAAGCAGGAGAAGAGAGAGAAGGGGAUAUGAUGAAGAGUCUAAAGAAUUAUCUGCAUCUGAGGCAACCACCAAGCAUGGAGAGGAAAUGGAUCUUUCCCUUGGCUAUAGGUUCCUUGGUCUCCCUUUUCCUUCUCUUUCUAACAACCCUUAUCUCCCCAGACGGCAAUUUUCUCUUUCCUCUCUACCGGUCCGCUACUUCCUCCGGUGCCGUCUAUGUGGAGUCGAAGCUUCGCCCUCUCUCUGUUUCUUCCCUCCCUCCGCCUCCUCGCCUUGCCUACCUUAUCUCCGGCUCCGCCGGCGAUGGUGAGAUGCUUAAGCGGACCCUGCUUGCCCUCUACCAUCCUCUCAAUCGCUACGUUGUACAUCUAGACCUCGAAUCCUCUCCUAAGGAACGAAGCGAUCUCUUCGAGUUCGUGAGGACACAUCGGGUCUUUGCUUCGGUGGGUAAUGUCAGAAUGAUCACCAAGGCCAAUCUUAUCACCUACAGGGGACCCACCAUGGUCGCCAACACGCUUCACGCCGCUGCCAUCUUGUUGAAGGAGGGUGGAGAGUGGGACUGGUUCAUCAAUCUCAGUGCCUCCGAUUAUCCCCUUGUUACUCAAGACGAUCUGUUGCACACGUUCUCGUAUAUGCCCCGAGAUCUCAAUUUCAUCGAUCAUACCAGCGAUAUUGGGUGGAAGGAGUUUCAGCGGGCAAAACCGAUUAUUAUAGAUCCUGGGUUGUAUAUGACCAAGAAAUCUGAUGUUUUCUGGAUUACCCAGAGGCGAAGCAUUCCCACUGCCUUCAAACUCUUCACAGGUUCUGCCUGGAUGGUGCUCUCUCGCCCUUUCAUUGACUACUGCAUUUGGGGUUGGGACAACCUUCCUCGUACUGUUCUGAUGUACUAUUCAAAUUUUAUUUCCUCCCCCGAAGGCUAUUUCCAUACUGUCAUCUGUAAUGCUCAGGAGUUCCGAAAUACUACUGUCAACAGUGACCUGCAUUUCAUAUCAUGGGAUAAUCCCCCCAAGCAACACCCCCACCACCUCGUCCUCAAUGAUAUGACGAGAAUGGUUGACAGCAAUGCUCCAUUUGCGAGGAAGUUCCUUAGAGAUGACCCAGUACUGGACAAGAUAGAUGCUGAGCUUUUGUUCCGAGGGCCUGGCAUGGCUGUUCCAGGUGGGUGGUGCACUGGGAGCAGGGAAAACGGUACAGACCCAUGCUUAGUGGUGGGUAAUACCACAGUCCUUAGGCCAGGUCCUGGUGCAAAAAGGCUUGAAAAUCUAAUCGUUUCUCUCUUAUCUAAUGCUAAUUUUCGCCCAAGGCAGUGCAAGUGAUAAAAGGGGUGUUUAAGCAGAUCGUGGGGCAGCUUCUAGUGCCACACAAACUAGCUGCAUCUGAGAGAUGUAACCUACCACGAGCAGGUAAGAGUAUUAGGCUCUUCGAUUGGCAGAAAUGGGUUGGAUUUGGUGGAAGCAGGAAGGAGUGUAAAGCCAUAAUUAUCAAUAGCUUAUACAAUACACGGUCAACUGUAAACUCCUUCAUGCCAUACUGGUUUGAUCUUUUAUAUAUAGCUCUUUGUUCCACAGGGAAA